UUUAAAAAAUAAAAUGUGUGGAUAAUGAAUGAAUAAAGAUGGGUAUCUUUUUCUCAGCCUUUUUAACUCCAUCUCUUUCUUUACUUCUUUCUCCCCGUUGCAGAGAUUGAUUUUGAGUUCUGACAAUGGGCUAGUUUUCCUCUUUCUCAAAGUCAUUGCAAGUGAAGUUCAGUUCGAUCUUCCUUUCUUCUUUUUGCAGUAGAAGUUCAGACGAAGAUGAUAUGAAGCACGUGCGAAUUUUCAUCUCUCCUUCUUCAGUUCGCUGAAACUAAACUUAACUUCAAUGAAUAAAUAAUAAUCUAAGAAGAAGAAGAAGGAUUAAUUAUGGCGACGUACUUUCAUGGGAAUCCAACUGAUCUUCAAGCUGCAGACGGUCUUCAGACUCUUGUACUCAUGAACCCAACAACUUACGUUAAUUCCCACCACCAACAACAAUUCUCUGACGCCACUCCGCCGCCGCAGCAACCUCCGCAAAGCAAUCUCAUUUUCCUGAAUUCCACCCACGCGCCACCAUCUCUAAACACUCCCCACUUUGUUGGCAUCCCCACCACAGCUUCCGACGACAACAUCUCCCCUCUGCAUGGCCUUCUCCCUCGCCUUCAUUACAACCUCUACCAACCCAAUUGCCCUACCCCGACAGCGCGUGAAACAACACGCGCGAAGCAGGGGCUCUCUUUGAGCCUCUCCCCACAGCAGCAGGUCAGUUAUGGCCAAGGCCAGGCGGUCUCAGGUGAAGAUAUGAGGGUCUCUGGUGGGUCGAUGUCGUCGGGUUUGGGUGUCACCAAUGGAGUUUCUGGUGUGCUGCUGAGCUCUAAGUACUUGAAGGCUACUCAAGAACUUCUUGAUGAAGUUGUUCAUUUGAAUAAUACUUGGAUUGACAGUAAAAAUGAAUUUUCAAAGAAGGGAAAUGGUAACAGCAGCAGAAAUACUAAUAAGCUGAUUGGAGAAUCAUCCAACGCCGCGUUGGAAGACGGUGGAGAAGCCUCCGGGAAGAAAGCCUCGGAGAUAUCCGCCGCGGAGAGGCAAGAUAUUCAGAUGAAGAAAGCAAAACUUAUUAAUAUGCUUGAGGAGGUGGAGCAACGAUAUCGGCAGUACCAUCAGCAGAUGCAGAUUGUGAUAACUUCGUUUGAGCAAGCAGCCGGAAUUCGGUCAGCAAGAACAUACACAGCUCUAGCGCUGAAGACAAUUUCCAAGCAAUUUAGGUGCUUGAAGGACGCAAUUACAGGUCAAAUUACAGCAGCAAAUAAGAUGUUAGGCGAAGAAGAUUGUCUGGGAGGAAAACUGGAAGGGUCAAGGCUGAAAUUCGUCGAUCAUCAUCUUAGACAACAACGAGCUCUUCAACAGUUGGGAAUGAUGCAGCACAAUGCUUGGAGACCCCAGAGAGGCCUUCCCGAAAGAUCAGUUUCAAUUCUUCGCACUUGGCUGUUUGAACACUUUCUUCAUCCUUAUCCGAAGGAUUCGGACAAGCAGAUGCUCGCCAAACAAACAGGGCUUACCAGGAGCCAGGUGUCGAAUUGGUUCAUAAAUGCUCGAGUUCGACUGUGGAAACCGAUGGUAGAGGAGAUGUAUUUGGAGGAAAUCAAAGAGCAUGAGCUGCAUGGAUCAGAGGACAAAACAAGCAAAAGUGAUCACAAUGAAGAUUCAACAUCAAAGUCCUCUGCUCCGCAAGACAAAUCCAACAAAGAAAUCUCCUCAAACCAGAAUUCUCAUUCUGUCAUUUCAAUGUCUCCAGUUUCGACCUCUCCAAUGGGGGUAACUGCGACAAACCAAUCAGGAUUUUCCCUCACUGGUUCAUCGGAAAUCGAAGGCUUGGCUAGAGUAAGUCAAAAGAAACCACGGAGAAACGAAAUGCUGCAGUCACCGAGCAGUGUUCCAUCCAUAAAUAUGGAUAUAAAGCCCGAAAAUCCCACAAACAACGAGCAAAUUUCUUUGAAAUUCGACAGUGAUAGCCAGAGCAGAGACGGGUACUCGUUCAUGGGGAACCAGAUGAACUUCAUCCAAGGCUUCGGCCAAUACCCCAUUGGCGAAAUUGGAAGGUUCGACACAGAACCAUUCCAGCCCAGGUUUUCAGGAAAUGGAGUUUCGCUCAGCCUAGGCCUCCCUCAUUGUGAAAACCUCUCAUUAUCAGCAGCCCAUCAAACUUUUCUCCCUAAUCAAAGCAUUCAACUGGGGAGAACAAUAGAAAUAGGGGGCGAGGCAAGCGAAUUCGGCGCCAUAAACACUCCAACACCUCACUCUUCUGCUGCAUAUGAGAGCAUAAAUAUUCAGAACAGAAAGAGGUUUGCAGCACAAUUGUUACAUGACUUUGUGGCUUGAAGCAUAGGGGUGGUAUCUUUUCACUAUAUCUUGCUGUUCUCUAUAGCAUUUUGGGGACAAGAAAUUGCAAUGGCAGUGUAAAGAAAUUAAGAAGAUGAAGAUGAGAAUAUACAUAGUAUAGGUUUAUACUUGGCAUAGAACCAUUUGAGUUCAUAGAUAGCUUUAGGAUUUGAGCAUAUGGGUUGAGGAUUGUAUAUUAAUUUUUUACGUUUUGAAGAUGGAUAGAUGUGAUUGAUAUAUUUCAUAAGAAUUAGCUAUUUGGGUAUAUACCAACAUAUAUAUUGUGAUUAUUUAUGGUAUUGAUUAUUUGUAUUUGUUUCAAUAAACAAGCCAAUUGCAGGGAGAAAUUAUGAUUUAUUUUUUACUAA
Molecule: messenger RNA, 2684 nt
Organism: Mangifera indica (mango)
Lineage: Eukaryota; Viridiplantae; Streptophyta; Magnoliopsida; Sapindales; Anacardiaceae
Product: BEL1-like homeodomain protein 1
Exons: 6
Coding region: 325-2316 (663 amino acids)
Biological process (GO): regulation of transcription by RNA polymerase II
Molecular function (GO): RNA polymerase II cis-regulatory region sequence-specific DNA binding; DNA-binding transcription factor activity, RNA polymerase II-specific
Source: RefSeq, a predicted model, not a curated record